AUGGCGUCCCUAGGCACCCAGGCAGACAGCGUCAAUGUACAGAUCGUGCACCUCUCGGGCAACACCCGCAUCGCACACGCUCCAAAGGCAGCAAAUGUAGACCGCCUGUACACUGCCGGAGAUGACUACUUCUUCCGCAUCCUCGGCACCACCCUCGACUCGCGCCAGGACCCCAUGAUGGUCGAGGACGCCACCAAUGCCCUCACGUGGAUCGAGGCAGAUCACAACUACGUCGUCACCGCUUCCGAGGACGGCUGCGUGCGCCUCUACAGCCACAGGCCCGUCGACCACGAGGGCAUGCCCCUGCCCCCCACACACCUGCAAUCGAUCCUCCGCCGCGAGUCGCUCCCCGUCCGCUGCGCCGCAAUCGAGCGCGCCGUCGGGCCCGACAAGCAUCCCCGCGUCGCCGUCUGCUCCGACGAGCUCAUCGUCCGCGUCGUCGACGUCGGCGAUCCGAGGAGGGUGCAGCUCCUCACGGGCCACUCGAGGGGCGUCCGCUCCGCCGCCUGGAGCCCCAUCGCCCCCAUCCUCAUCACGUCGUCGUCGGACGGCAGCGCACGGGUGUGGGACCUGGGCUCAUCGGAGCCAAACUGCCUAAAGGUCAUCGACGGCAUCCUCCCCGCGGCGCGGCCCGAGAGCGACGUCGCCUGCACCGCCUGCUGGCACCCGUCCGGCAGCCACUUUGUCAUCCCCUCAAAGGCCCACGAGCUCGUCAUCAUGAACGCCCAGACCCAGUCGCCCUCGUGGGUCCGCGCCGGCUCCUACCUCGCAUCGUCCUCCGGCACCGUCCCAAGCCCAAGCGGCAGCAUCAACGCCAUGGCCUACAGCCCAAACGGCAGGUACCUCGCCGUCGGCACCUCGGAUGGCCAGGUGACGGUGUGGGACUACUCGUCCAAGCAGGCCAUCCGCUUCAAGCGCUCCGAGGGCCUCGUCACCGGCAUCAGCUGGCACCCCUCGCGCGACGCCCUGGCCUGGACCGACAACCAGGGCGUGCUGGCGCGCUGGAACGACGUCGUCGGCCCCGCCUACCCGAGCCCUUACGAGCACGUCGAGUACCACGUCGGCAGCGCCAAGGGCUCGAGGCGGCCGCGCGACCAGGUCGACGAUCUUUUCGAGGGGACCGGCAUCGACGACGAUGACGACGACGACGGCGGCGUGGAUCCUGGCGCGCCCGGAGCCAACGGGCGCGCGGCCGGGCCAAUCGACGAGGAUGACGACGACGGUGAUGGCCUCGAGGACUUUGUCGUCGAUGACGACGGCUACGCCCAUUAUACGCGGCGGGCCCUCGUCAACGGCCGAGGGGCUGGAGACGAGGACCACCACGGGCGCUCGCGAAGAGGGCGCAGCGCCGGCGGCUCCAAGCCCACCUUCAUCCAAGGCACCAAGCCGCAGGAGCCGUUCCAGCCCACGUCGACGCCGAUGCGGGCACAACGCCGCUACCUCUCAUUCAACAUGGUCGGCAUGGUCACCGCCGUCGACCAGGACACGCACCAGACGAUCUCGUUUGAGUCGUUCGACAUGGCCGCACGGCGCAACUUCCGCUUCACCGACCACCACGGCUACUCGAUGGCCUCGCUGGGCCCGCAGGGCGUGCUCUUCGCCUGCAGGCAGCAGGGAGACAGCCCGAGCGGCGUCUACUUCAAGCCCUUUGAGUCGUGGAACAGCCUCGGCUCCGAGUGGACGCUCAACCUCGUCGGCAACGAGCAGGUCGAGGUGGUGGCGCUGAGCGGUGGCGACGCUGCGCGCCCGGCAGGCUCCGACGGCGACGGCCGCGACGCCUCGCAGUCGGGCCAGGGGAUCGCCAUCGUCGCCACGUCCAAGGGCUACCUGCGCUUCCUGUCGACGAGCGGCAUGCAGCUCUACUUGUGGGCGCUCGGCCACCAGGUCGUAAGCAUGGCCGCCAGCAGCCGGUACGCGUUUGUCGUCUACCGCGCCGCUGGUGGCGCCCUCAACGAUCACCAGAGCCUGGGCUACAGCGUGAUCGAUCUGCACAACUUUGACGUGGUGCAGGAGGGCCUGCUGCCGCUGGCGAGCAACGUCCACGUGCGCUGGGUCGGCUUCAACAGCCACCAUCUACCGGCCAUCUACACGUCCGACGGCGUCCUGUUCGCCCUCGACCGCGCCCAUCGCACGCGCCAAGGCCGCUGGGUGCCGCUGCUCGACACCAACCUGCUCAAGGAUCGUUCGUCGUCAGUGGCCGAGGGCGGUGCGGCGGCGACGGCGACGACGACGAGCGAGGCGGCGAUGCGGGCCACGUCGAGCCUCAACUACUGGCCCGUGGCGCUGUCAUCCAAGCAGCUGAUGGUGCUUUUCCUGCGCUCGGGCCAGCAGUACCCCGAGGUCGACGGCACCCGCCCGCUGAUCCAGGAGCUCGACCUCGAGGUGCCGCUCAUCAACCGCGAGAGCGGGACGGGCGCGCAAGAGGAAAAGUCGCUGCGGGAGUCGCUGAUGGCCUCGAUGGUGCGCGACGCACGCUACGCCGGCUUGGCGCCGCCUGCCGACGAAGCCGGGCUCGACGCCGGCAUGCUCGAGAUGGGCUCCGACAAGGCGCUGCUGCAGCUCAUCCAGCUGGCGUGCAAGGCGGACCGCCACUCUCGUGCGCUCGACGCGGCGCGGCGGCUGCACUCGACGCGGACGCUGGACGCUGCGCUGCAGAUUGCCGCCUUCUUCCACCUGCCCAGCCUGGCCGACCGGCUGGUGGAGCUGCGGCCGGAGCUCGAGGAGCGGGCGUCGCGCGUCGACGACGAGGCGAGACGGUGGUGCGACCCGAGCAUGCGGGGCGGCCCGGCCUACUCGUCGCCGCUCGCCUCGAUCGGCGGUGGCAGGCCGAGGUUUGACGACGAGUCGACGUCGGCGUCGUCGGCCAAGCGGCGGCGGCUGCUCAACGACGCGCUGGCGGGCGACUUUAGCCGUGACAGCCCGCGGCGAUCGGUGGCGAGCACUGCGUCGCCCCACGCCUCGCGGCGCACGGCCGAUGUGCAUGCAUCGUCUCCCCGCGCCUCGACGCCGCCGCGCGCAGCACCCUCUGCGGCCGCAGCAUCGGCGGUGGAGCCGUCGCCGGCCAUGGGGAACACGCCGCUGCCGCCGCGGGCCAACCCGUUUGCGGCGUCCAACGGCGGUGCGGGCGGGCCCAAGGCGAACCCGUUUGCGCGAACCAAGGCGGCGACGGCGAGCAGCCGGGACGCGUCCAAGACGAUGUCCAAGUCGACGUCGUUUUUCGAGCGCGUCGACGCGCACUCGAGCGCGGCGGCGACGGGGGCCGGAGGAGCGGGCGAGAAGAAGGCCAAGCAGGCGAGGCUCAACUUUGGGGCUGGCCACCGCGGCGUGGGCUCAGAGGGCAAAGGUAAGGGCAAGGCGCGCGAGGCGUUUGGCGAGACGCAGUACGACGACGACGAGAGCAGCGCCGGUGGCGCGGGGGGCGAGGAGAGCCUGAUUGCGACGCUGCAAAAGGCCAGAGAGGACGAGGAUGCGCUGCGGAGGCGCGGCGGGCUGGAAGAGACGAUGCGGCCGGACGCCGAUGUCGACGACGACGACGAGUCGAUGGUGCCGCGCGACCGGGGCAUCGACGCCGUCGAGACCGAGAGCCUGGCCGUCUAG
Molecule: messenger RNA, 3597 nt
Organism: Pseudozyma flocculosa PF-1
Lineage: Eukaryota; Fungi; Basidiomycota; Ustilaginomycetes; Ustilaginales; Ustilaginaceae
Exons: 3
Coding region: 1-3597 (1198 amino acids)
Biological process (GO): DNA-templated DNA replication; mitotic cell cycle; DNA repair
Cellular component (GO): nuclear replication fork
Molecular function (GO): protein binding; chromatin binding
Source: RefSeq, a predicted model, not a curated record